UGCACCAUAAACAAUCCGCCGUCAUGUCAUGUUGUCUGACACCUGACUUUUAGUUGCAUACACAAAUUUGUCAAUUUCAACGUUUUUUAAUUAAAAACGUUACAAAAAGUGUAUAUUGACCGCCAGGGGAAUGUCUUAACCUGGCAUCUGACUCCUAUCCAGCUAUGAAAGUAGUGUACGAACGUAUAAAAUCCGACUUGAACUUUGGGUGAGCUGUCAAGUGCACUCGGGGCUUCUCUUGCGGCCGUGUAUAUGAAUAAUAACAGGAUAAUAUGUUAACAUGGCUGUACAGUCCGAUUCUGGAGGGAAGGACGACCUGAAAACACAGUUCGUGACACGAGAAGGAAUCUACCGGUUGAUGACGUUGUCGGAGUAUUCGAGACCUAAUCGUGUGGGCUACAGCAGUGGUUCCGGUUCCUCUCAUGUACGCGUGUCGCUGGUGUCGCUGCCCCCGGGCCCGGGGGGCGGAGCGCCCGGCUCGGACGGCCAGGGCUCCGACGACAGGAUAUGCUUUAACCAUGGGAAAGAGCUUUAUGUUUAUGUAUACAGAGGAGUUAAGAAGGCAGCUGAUCUCACAAAACCAGUGGACAAGAAGAUGUACAAAGGCACGAACCCAACAUGCCACGACUUCAACACAGUCACGAUGACACCGGACAGUGUAUCGUUAGUUAUAGGAUUUUCUACCGGCCAAAUACAACUUAUAGAUCCCAUUAAGAAGGAGCUAAGUAAAUUGUACAAUGAAGAGAGACUGAUCGACAAGACGCGCGUGACGUGCAUUAAGUGGGUGCCGGGCUCGAGCAACCUGUUCAUCAGCGCGCAUGCGUCCGGCCAGCUGUACGUGUACAACGAAGAGCUCACCUGCGGCACGGCGGCGCCGCACUACCAGCUCUUCAAACAGGGCGACGGCUACUCCAUCCACACCUGCCGCACCAAGUCCACGCGCAACCCGCUAUACCGGUGGGUGAUCGGCGCCGAAGGCAGCUCCAUUAACGAAUUCGCCUUCUCACCCUGCAACACGAACCUCGCUGUUGUCUCCCAGGACGGCUUCCUUCGUGUCUUUCACUACGAUACCAUGGAGUUAAUCGGCCGAGCGCGGUCGUACUUCGGCGGGUUUCUGUGCGUGUGCUGGUCUCCUGACGGUAAAUACGUAGUGGUGGGUGGCGAGGACGAUCUCGUGACAGUGUGGUGCUUCAGCGAACGGCGAGUGGUCGCGCGGGGGCAAGGACACCGCUCGUGGGUGUCGGUGGUCGCGUUCGACCCGUACGUGAUCAGCUUCACCGACCCCGAAAGCGAAGAGGGCGUCGAAGAUGACCGACAGAAGAGCGAGAGUGUGCAGUGUUACAGGCUAGGUAGUGUGUCGCAGGACACGCAGCUGUGUCUGUGGGACCUGACCGAGGACGUUCUCAAGCCGCCGGUGAGGGCACGCGCCUCCGCUCACCUCUCGCCCAACAGUCAGACCUUCUCGCCCAACGGUGUGCCUGGCAUGAAAGUACCCGUCAAGGCGAAGACGAACAAAAUCGGGCACAAACAUGCCGAACUCAGCGGCAACGCGGCCGGUGAACCUUCCGGCACCAAGCAGAAGACUAAGGUGAACAACGUGGCGACACUCAACAUCAGCGUCGGCAAGGCAAAGGAGGAGAGCUCCGGGCCGCUCGCGGUCAACUCCCUGACGCAGCGGCUCGCCGGGUUCUCGUUCGGCGAGCGCCGGUCCGAGCACCGCCGCAACUUCAGCCUCACCAAGCCCGCCGAGCAGAAGACCGCGUCGAACAGCGUGGCGAUGCGCAAGUCCGGCGCCGGUGACUCGUACGACCCGCUGAAGCUGAUCGGCACGGCGUCGUGCCCGCGGUUCGACGAGUGCCCCGUGCUGGAGCCGCUGGUGUGCAAGAAGGUGGCGCACGAGCGGCUGACGGCGCUGCUGUUCCGCGCGGAGUACCUGGUGACGGCGUGCGCGGACGGCUGCAUCAACACGUGGGCGCGGCCGGCGCGCGCGUGCUCGUCGGAGCGGCGCCGGCCCGAGCGCGGCGAGCGCGGCGAGCGGGCCGAGCGCGGCGAGCGGGCCGAGCGCGCCGAGCGCAUCGAGCUGGUGGACUAGUCCGCCGCCGGCGCGGGCGCGUCUGCCUGCGGCGUCUGUCUGUUAGUGCACUUCAAGCUCGGAACCCUCCUGCGGCUGGUUGACGCGUUCUGUACGCCCAAAGUGGCUGUGUAGUCACCACUCUCUCUGAACAAACGAUAAUCUGACUACUGGACAUACAGUUACGGCUCAAGAUACAUUACACUCAUUUGUGAUCUAUUCAAAUCCUGACAAUAUGUUGAGCAUCCUCCGAUCGGUCUGAGAAAAUACCAUUAUUUCUUGGUUUCGAGUCGCGCGUAGAUAUAGACAGUAGUUGUGAUAUGAUUUUGUUUUGAUGUUGUGGGACAGAUAUAUGCUCUUCAGUCGACUGAAGAUGCUGAGCUCUGAAAAUGUCAGGAUAUGAAUUAGUACCUAACAGUCGAAUCCUUUAGAACGGUUUGAAGUGGAUAAAAUUCAUGAUAACAAAAUAACAGACCAAUAAUUAUGACGUAAGUGAAAUACUCAACAACUUUGGCUAUAGAUAAUAUGAAGUACACAUGAUGUUUUUUAUCUACAUUUAUGAGUCAUUAUAAUAUUGCUAUCGUACUUCAAAACUCGUCAUGAUUACAACCCCUUAUAAAACAUAGGCAAAGUUCUAUCUCUACUUGUGCUAAAAGGAGACUCUGGAAAUUUAAUAAAGUGCACUAAUAGAAUACCGUGGAAUUGGCUGCCUGACCGACGAAUCCUACCUCAGUGUGUGUGUGUGAAGUGUAUGUUGGUACAGAAAGUACAGGAUGUUUUAAUGACUUUAGAGGGUGUUGCAAAUGUACGGUAUUUGAAUACUGUGGACUUUGGGGAGGGGUUGUGACGUAACGGAAGUUUUCAAUGUGACUAGCGUUGACUAUAUCCAUAUAUUUAUCGAUAAUUUGAAUGGAAAUGUGGUUUCCAGAUCUCAGUAUGUUUGUGAUUGUUUUGUAAGAGACAAUUGUAAUGAGACUUGUAAGUUGCAGACAUUCCGAGAUGUAUGCGUUUACCAAAAAUGUUUUGAAUAGUUUAAACUCAAAGUAAAAUGAGUUGGGAAAGGCAAUGAAUGUGAUCAGCCGUUUUCAAUAAACGAUCCGAAUCUCAAUCUCCAAUCCGAUUCCGAGAUUGAACCAAUCACAAUAACUCAUUUGUACAUAUGUCAAAAAAACUUUACUCUGAUUGGUCUAUUUUUUAGAUAGAUCGAUCGCGAUCGGGAUCGUUUAUUGAAAAUAGCGGUAAGACUUAAUACAUGGGUACAGUAAAAGUGAUAUGACUGAUAUAAUUUGAAGCGAGCAUUGCGACAGUCUUGAUAGGAAAGUGAGUAGGGGAAAGUUUCUAAAAUGACCCCAAAAUUUAUAGUAAUUACAGUGAACUGAAAAGUAUUAGCGAUAUAUUUUGCUUAUCUCCCCUAUUAUGAGGAAAUAUAAAAGUAGGUAACAGUCACAUUGAAAGCUUCCAUCGCGCGGUACCGCUAAGCAUUUCAAAUCGUAAAAACGAUAUACGAUCAACAUAAAAUAGAUAGCAAUAGACAUUGAGAUUCUAAUUGUAUAGAAAUUGUAUAAAACUUAAUUGUAAGGAGACAGUUUUUUUUCUUCGGCUCACCUAUGUAAAUAUUGUAAGUUAGGACGUGAAGCGAUUUAAUCGCAUAUUAUAAGUUGCAAAGUGAUGUAUAUUGGAAGAUGAUCAACCACUUUCAAAGAUUUGAAAACAAAUUACGAAUAAUAUUAGCAAAUAAUACCUGAAUUUACAUGUGGAAUAAGUAAAAAAUUAUAAUGAUUUUCAUAAACAUUAAGAAUUAUUGUAAUCAAAAUAUGAAGACUACAUUUCUGCCUACAUUAAUACAGAAUUCAUAGUAGUAAUAAGAUCGUAUUGGUCGAAAUUUUGAUGCUCUGACAUUGAUUUUUGAAUGACAUUCGUUGACAAAAUAAAUGGUAUAUUCAAAAUCAACAGAACUAUUUUUUAAAUUCACAUCUUCGAAUAUGUAUCAUUUUGCAUCUUGUGCACUAGCAAAAAACGCACUCGUGCGCUUCUCCUUCUUAUUUAUUUGAACGAACGAAAAUCUUUUUUUAUCAAUUUAAGUGUUGUUGUAUGGAUGGUAGCAUCUGCAAGACUCGGGGGAGGGUCAUUGUUUCCCGUACCUCCUCCGUCAGUUGUUAAUAGUUAUAGAUCAUAGACACGUAGACUAGUGCAUUUUUUUCUCCAUAGACAAUAUUAUCUUAUUAUUUACGUAAAAAAUAUACGUGUUAUUUUUUUUUUGUUUGUGGCGUUCGGUGUCAGAAAUGUUGAAAAAAGUGGAAAAUUUUGUGAUUUUUUUUGUAUUAAGCCCAGUUUAUGUAGUUUGUUUAAUACAUGCUACGUAGAAACUACAGCAAGGCAAUUUCAUUUUCAUUAAUUACAGAUACAGGUAUUUUUUUAAAUAUUUCUCGCAUUUUCAUGCACUUGCGCAGCAAAAAAAACAAAACAAACCAAUUAUUCUUCAGUUAUUUAUUGAACGGAGCUUGUUAAAUGAAUGAUUAGUUAUAAUAAAAUGCUUACUAGUAAGAUUAUAUAGCACAUAGAUAGAUAAAUUGUUAUAUUGCUAAAUCCAUAAAUAUUCGUUAAUCAUGGAAAUUAAAAAAAUAUUUCCAUUUAAAAUAUAAAACAUCGAUCUAAUGUUUUUGACAUCGAACGAUUAUAUUUCGAAAAAUCAUAUUGUAAAAAAUAACUUUAUUAUGUUAUACAAUGCAAUAUGUACCUAACUUAAUAGCGUUAACACGAAAUUUCAUUUAACAGCCUAAAUACGUUAUAAUAACGGUUUUAAUAGUCAUUAUUUAUGUAUAUAGCUUGUAACUUUUGUUCUUAUAGAGUACAUAUUGAAAAUUUGUGCGUUUCAACAUUAUUUCUCUUCGGACGCGAAUGGAGUGACAUCAACUGAUCUGUUGAGCCUUCCGAAGACAGAGUGAAAAAGAAGGAAUUAUUUGGUUCAAACGACAUAAAAAAAAGUUUUUCAAAAAAAUACCAAACUUUUUAAACGUGAUAUUUUAUUUUUGUUUCAUAGUUGCGUGAAACAAAUAAUUUUGGUCUGUAUUUUUACUCUGACUUAGAAGGAGAUUAUAGAUUUCAGACUUAAUGAUGCAGCGAGUUUGAAUACUAUGAGAUAAAUUGUUUUUUUUUUAAACAGCGGUAUUGAAAAUCCGCACUUAGAUUUUAUGCAAGGCUGAAGCUAUACAACCUUGGUUGAUCAACGAGGUAGUCUUCUAAACAUGGAUUCAUUCAGUAUUGUCAUACAAAUUAUGAAAUUGAAGUAUUUCUAAAGAAUAUAGGAAGCAUACAAAUGCAUUUCACAGUAAAUAAACAAUUGAUCUUAUUGUAUUCUAAUUCGUUACAUAUCAGAAUAGCAAGGUAAACAAUAGUUCCAUGUGAGGCUUUCGGAUCAAACGUGUUCGUCUGUUUUAAUAAACAAUGAAAAUCCAUGAAAUAUGUUCAUGCUUUUUUCAAUUUAAUUUCUCCAAAUUUGCAUUUCAUCCUGUUUAUGAGGGUACACAAUUAUUGUCUUUGAAUUUUGCAUGAUUUUAGACUAUUUAUAACGUGUUUACAAAUAUAUUUCAGUGCUAUUAGCACUACAGGAAAUAGGAAUAAUACUAAAGAAAGAAAGAACAGGAAGAAAUCAGACGACGCCUUUGAGCUUUAAUCUAAUCCCACAUGUGAACAAUCAGUUGCUUGUUAAAACAUAUAACAUGUUAUUGUGUGUCAUCUAUGAGGCAAUGGGCGGAAAUUCUUAACGAGAGUGCGAGGUUUCGCUAAGAUUAGGGACAUCUAUUUUAUAACUAUGUAUUUUCCAUGAGCUGGAUACAAUUUAUUUAAGUCAUUUAUCCAAGUCUUCGAGUUCGCGGAUUUCAAAAAACCUAUAAAGAAUUAAAUUGACAUUAAAAAUACAGGUCCUGUUUAGAUUGACAUAUAGUGACAUAUAAAGUACUGUGAAUUAUAAUAGCACGUUAUGUCACUACCAAUAGCAUGUUAUAUGUCAAAUGUAAUAAAUGUGUCAGAUGAUUGAAAGUACGAGAAAUUAUUAGUUUUUUUCGUGGCCUUAUGAAUGUUACUUAUUGUGGAUACGGCACUUUGAUCCGCAUGGAGACGUUGUUUUCACUCACUAGAUUGUGACGUCAUAUCCAUUUUUAAUAGUUCCAUGUUCGAAAUUGGAAGGUUGAUCACAUUUAUUACUGUUGAAAAAAAAAAUUCUCGAAAUUGCUUAGUUAUAGGCGCGUUAUAAACAGCCAUUUUUUAUUUGUUAAAUAGGUAUUUCUUUAUUGAAAUUAUGAAUCAUAUAAAUUAUAAAUAAUCCGGAUUUUUAACUCAUAUCUUUGAAGAAUUCCAAAGUAAAUGUGAUCACUCAUUCGAUUUGACCGUCACAAUCUCGCUAUAAACAUGGCAGCUAAUGUUACUUUUGGAGCCAUUUUUAAUUUAAUUUCUAACUUAAAUGUAGGUUGUGCUAUGUACUUUACACGCGGCUGCGCGCAUUGUUGCAGUAUAUAGUUUGUUUCAUCAUCAUCAGCCAGUUGCACUCCAUUGCUGGACAUAUACCUCAAAGUUGAAAUUCCAAUCUACAAUAUUAUUUUAGCUUUGAAGUAGAAUUUAUCUAACAAUUAGUCACAUAUAGAAACUAUUGAUUAAAAAUACAAAAUAUUGAUUCCCCUCAGAGUAUAGCACAUCACCAAUUCAAAUAAGAGUUAUUAUUAUGUUAUUACCUUUAUCAUAUAAUUAAAUAACCUAAGGCAAUGGUACUGCCAGCUUUAAGAAAAUUACUAAAUUCCUAACAUCAGAUAUAUUGCAGCAAUGGGCCCAAUAUGUUGUUAUUUACGCCGCACAGUCACAACCCAAAUGUAUUCAUACACCCGAUGAGGAAUAUGAAAAAUCUUUACAACAUAGUAUAAGCUCUAUAGUCUAUAUAUUCAGGGUUGCAAGCGGAAAAAUAUUAUGAAAGAAUGGUAGAUUUUCGUUUGUAUGGUGCCUGCAUUUUUAUGUUUUUCAUCGGGUUAAUCUUUGCAAUGUAUCUUAGUGAAAAUUAUGCGCUCUCUUACCAAGAGCAUUUGUGGAGUUGAUUUUUCUGCCGCCAUUUUUAAUUUGAGUUCCUAUUUAGUGCUGCUAGUUAAUAUUACAUUAAAAUUUUCCUAAGAUAUUUUUGAGGCGGGCGACUUAAAUAAUAGCGGUAAUAUAGAUUGUUAUAUCUAAAAUAUGUAUAUUUCAAUCAUGAGUCCUCAGGGUCUAGCCAAGUAGUAGUUCUAGGGAAGUCGGCAGUAGAAGCUAAAGCGUGGAACUGAGGCACAACACAGACAAUAUAGAUUGACGUUAUAUAAUAACUCUUGGCUAGGCUUAUUCUAUUAGUUUUUGACAACAAUGUAACUUAAUACUCGCUAAAAUUACUUUCGCAAAGGUAACAUUGUUAAAAUAAAAGGUUAGAAACAUUUUUUAUAAAAAGUCGCUCGCUAUGGCGGCGAGAAACAUUGACUCUACAUUCGGUAACAAUAUCGCUGAUUAUUAUGUUUAGUUAAUUAAUAUUUAAUUAAUUUAUUGGAGUUGUUUGUUCAAAACUAGUGAGACACAAAUUACAAGCCUAUCAAGUUAUUAAAUAGAGAAUUCUCUUUAUA
This is a messenger RNA of Manduca sexta (tobacco hornworm), 7698 nucleotides long. RefSeq names its product WD repeat-containing protein 20. The record is from RefSeq and is a predicted model, not a curated record. NCBI's taxonomy places the organism in Eukaryota, Metazoa, Arthropoda, Insecta, Lepidoptera, Sphingidae. The coding region runs from base 281 to 2092 and encodes 603 amino acids. Gene Ontology annotation, molecular function: protein binding. The transcript has 3 exons.